AUGGGGCAAAGCAACGGCGCCGGCCGGCACAGCUGCACUGGCCAAAACAGCCACGCUGCUUUUAGAAGAAACGUGUAUAAACGCUUCACCAUGUUCAUCCUGGACGACCAUGACACAGACCUAGACCUUUGGCCUUGUUGCGGAGAGCCCAUUUACCGAAAUGGGCAGUUUGUUGGCAAGACAACCAGCCAUGCCUACAGCUACAGCCUGGAGCACCACGUUUGCCUGGCCUUUGUGGACAAUUUUUCUGAGGACACGGGGGAAGAUCAGGUGGCGACAGCAGAUUUCAUCAACCGGGAAGAGUAUGAGAUUGAUAUCCCAGGAUACCACUUCCUGGCCAAAGCCAAGCUUUUCCCUGUCGUCUCCCUCUUCACCCACAAGCACCGAAAGGAUGACAAGGAGCUGAGUGACUUACAUGAGAAGGGAUGGCAGGACAGCAUCCCCACCUCUCCAUCAUCUUGUCCUGGAGCAGACGUCACCUUGGAGUUUCUCUUCCUUCUGCCUCCUUUCCUCUUUGGAACAUAA
Molecule: messenger RNA, 525 nt
Organism: Sapajus apella (tufted capuchin)
Lineage: Eukaryota; Metazoa; Chordata; Mammalia; Primates; Cebidae
Product: pyruvate dehydrogenase phosphatase regulatory subunit, mitochondrial-like
Exons: 2
Coding region: 1-525 (174 amino acids)
Source: RefSeq, a predicted model, not a curated record